This is a messenger RNA of Epinephelus moara (kelp grouper), 2884 nucleotides long. Its product is annotated as NACHT, LRR and PYD domains-containing protein 1 homolog. Gene Ontology annotation, biological process: inflammatory response; innate immune response; regulation of apoptotic process. NCBI's taxonomy places the organism in Eukaryota, Metazoa, Chordata, Actinopteri, Perciformes, Serranidae. Bases 481 to 2106 code for a protein of 541 amino acids. The record is from RefSeq and is a predicted model, not a curated record. The transcript has 11 exons.
AGUAGCUUCCCAAGUCCCAGAAAUGUGAAUUGCCGUUUUUGCUACGCCCAAAAACCAAACUUGAAACAUAUUCACUCCACUGACCCAGGGCCAGUACAGCUGAUGCUACGAUCAGGUCCUGCAAAAGCUGGCAGAGGUCUGAUCAGCACACAGAUUAGAAUUAAAUAAGGCCAGCACCUCAACAUCACAACUACAAAUCCAUUUCAUCAGUCAAUGAGGUGGAACACAGAACAUUACACAGAAAGAAUGGUCCAUCCUGUCAACUGGAUGUGGAUAAAACUUGAGGGUCGAGCUGGAUGAAUGGCCGAAAUUCCCAAGAUCACUACAACUCCAUAUGGCCAGACGUGGUCCUCUGGUCUACCUCUCUCAGGAUCGUAAUCAUGGCCAAGCUCAGCGUUCAGUGGGAGGAGGAAAUGGCAGCAGUAGUUUAGAGGAAGUAGGAGAAGUUGGCUGCAGCAUGCAUUAAUCUACCCUGUGGAAAUGGACGGCAGAGGCUUUACUAGAAAACCCAUCCAACACUUUCUGAAGGCUCUUGGAAUCACUGGGUCCAAGCAGAAGGAGGCUCUGAGACAGCUAACUGAGGAGGCAGAACAAGAGAAACAUCAAUCUAAACCGCUCCAGAAGGUGGUGACCAGGACAUCACUUAUGGAGAAGCUUUUGGAAACACUGAAGGAUUUAAGUUAUGGGGAGCUCGAGCAAUUCAAACAUGUCCUACAGCACACUAGAAUGAAGAAAGGCCUCCCAAAAAUCUCAAGUCAGAGAAUGGAGAUGGCAGACAGAGAUGAAAUAGUGAAGCUGAUGGUGGAGAUCUAUGGCAAGCAGUCUGUGGAGGUGACCAGGGAGGUUUUAAUGGAGAUGAACAUGACUGAUAUGGCAGAGAGGUUGUCAGAAAUCAGCUCAGGAUCCAAAGGUUACCACAGCGCAUGUAAACACAUUGAAUAUAGCAUGACCACAACAUCAACACCCAUUACUGUACACUNGCUUGAGGGUUGUGGAAGCGUUAUGCAGGACUCCAGUGACUGGACUAAAGUUGAACCUGAAGUGAACAGUACAGAUGCAAACAAGGCUUCAACUUACAGCCUACAGUCUGGAGCAGGAAACUUUGAAUGCAGUGUCUCUGGUAUGCGCUGGGUCUGUAAGGAAAAGGUCAGCUUUAAGUACCAGUUUUACUCUUGGGAAGGACCUAUGGAAAGGAUAGAAAGCAUGAAGUACAUGCCUGCAGGUCCCCUGAUGGACAUCACAGUCACUGCUGGGAAGUUAGAUGUAGUGUACCUGCCACACUGGAUUGCCAUAGAUGACAAUCCUACAAUAUUAGACAAGUUUGCAGUCCUACACAUAGAUGACUGUGGAGAUGUCGUGGAAAAAGUGUCUGAGGUCACAUCGUCCCAUGUCAAGCUGUCUGAACCAGUUUUCUCUCCAAGAGCAGUCCUGAUGAAAGUCGGUGUACCUGUGAAAGUACACUGUAAUGUGUUGAUAUACAAGACCAACAAAGCAUUCCUCACUCUCCAUGUUUAUCUAAUCCCAUGUGAUCCGGGUCUACAAGAGAGUGUGGACAAGAGGGAAAAACAAAACGAAAUGAUCUCAAAGCCACAUCCAGAGAGGUCCCUGAAAAUGCAAGAUCGUUUCAUCCUAACAGCAGAUUUGAACAGUGCAGACAUUCAUCCUGAAACACUAAAGCUCAGAUAUAAAAGCAGAAACCCAAAUUUCUUUGAAGUGUUCAUCGAAAAUCCAGACAAAGUCUUCAAGCUCCAGCUUGAACAAGAAAAUGAUCAUCAACCAGUGUGGACCUGUGCAAUUAGAAAAGAUGACUACCAAAGCAGCACUGGUCCUUUACCAGGGGAGCACUUUGUGGAUAAACACCAGUGUGCUCUGAUUGAGAGAGUGAGCAAUAUAAAACCAAUCUUGGAUAAUCUCCUGAGUGAAAAGGUAAUCCAACAAGAAGAUUAUGAUACAAUCAGUGCCAUCACAACCACUCAGGAGAAGAUGAGGAAACUCUAUAGCGGUGCCCUGAAAGCUGCAGGACAUGACGGCAAAGACGUCUUCUACAAAGUCCUUGAGGAGAAGGAGACGUAUCUUGUUGCUGAUCUCAAGAGGAAGGAGUCAUAAAUACUGUGAUCAGGGUAAAUUUGCUCUUGUGACCAAACACACUGGCUAACUGAGCAAAACAGAACAAAACCAUUUUAUAGCCUGCAUUUGUAAAAAUAUUCAUCCUGGUGCCAUAUCCAUCUAAUCCUUUCUUUUUUUUUUUCUUUAGCAUGUUUUUUUUUCAUUCUUUGAUAAUAUAAAAUGAAUCCAAUAUGGUUGUUCAAAUACUGUAUAUUAUGUUGGAAAAAGACAUAUAUUUUUGAUAUUUUAAUAUAAUUUUAUGUAUAUUUUUUAAAUGUAAAUGUCCACUCAGGUUUUAACUCUGCACUCAUCUACGCCACUAUGGUCUGCACACAGAACACAAACAGUUAUACAGUGUUACAUUCCUGCCGUCAGACUGUGGAGCUGACCCUUUUAUUUCUCUUAUUUUGAUUCUACACAAAUAUAAUAGCUUGUUUACAAUCAUGACUCACGUUGGAUGUGAUCCAUACAAAAUUAAGAAAAGUGAUUUUCUAACAAUUUGACCGAUUUGCCCGGCGUGGACACAGUCAUCAUUACAAAUUACCUCGUCUGUCAGACCUCUUAAUGUUGCUCAUGUUACUCUGUGAGCCGAUGAAAGCAUCCAAGUGUUGGUAGACUUUGCCUCCAGCUGCUCUCCAUCUGGACAGAGCACCAAUGUAUUAUGACAUAUGCAAAGACACUAUCAUGGCUGUGCACUUUCUAAAAACAUGUUUACAUAUUGUCUAUUUGUCUGGCAUUUGUUGCUUUUCAAUAAAUAAGUUGUCUUGAUAUGACUUAA